GUGUUCUUUCCAGGGAGCAAUGAAGGCUUAAGCCGCAUGCUUCACAAUACAGAAGGCCUUUGGGGAAAGAUCCGCGCGAUUCCAUUGAUAUCUAUGCGUUCCCAUCUGAUCUUGGUGCUGCUCCUGUGUGUGCUGCCGUGCGUAUACCGGGCAGCAGCAGCAGCAGAUCAGUGCGUUUAUCCAUCCGAUUCGGCUCUGUUUGACCUGCACCGAGACGGGCAGCAGCAGCAGCAGCAGCAGUCGGCGAGUGAUUCCGAUGGAGGGGAGGCGAGACGGAGGACUGACGAGGCGGAUGUGGUGACUGUCCAUUUGAUUCAUCACACACACGAUGACGUCGGGUGGCUCAAGACUGUGGACCAGGUGAACAGCAUCUCUCAAGAGGCUUGCUUGUGUGUCUGUCUAUUGUGUCGUGCUUGUGGUGUGUGUGUGUCAGUACCACAUGGGUCUGAACAACAGCAUCCAGUGGGCGUAUGUGUCGAUGGUUCUCGACACAGUCACCGACGCCGUCGACCCAUAUCACAUCCAGUAAGGCAGCCGACACACACACACACUCUCUCUCUCUCUCUCGUACGCGAUUGUCUCCCUCUCUCUGCGUGUGUGCAGGUAUGGAGCCAACCCGUAUCGUAAGUUCACCUACGUCGAGAUGGGCUUCUUCUGGUCAGCUCAGUCACACACACACACACACACACUCACUGGAUGAGUGUGCAUAUCUGCGUGCGUAGGCGUUGGUGGCGCCAGCAGAGCCGCAACAAGCAACGGCAGGUGCACCGGCUGGUCAUGGGAAGGCGGCUGCAGUUUGUCAAUGGCGGAUGGUGUAUGCACGACGAAGCUGCCGCACACUACAGGUUUGUUUCCUGUGCACACAUACACAUGCAGAGGCGCAGAUGUCUGUGUGUGUCUGUGUGUGGCAGCGACAUGAUCCAGCAGAUGACCUUCGGCCACCUCUUUCUGCUCAAGACCUUCAGGCUGAGACCUACCAUCGGUCAGCACACACAGUGGCACACAUAACACACAUGCAUCUGUGGAUGGAUGCAGGCUGGCAGAUCGAUCCCUUCGGCCACAGCGCCACCAACGCCUACCUCUCCACACUCAUGGGCUUCGACGGAUGGUUCUUCGCAAGAAUGGACUACCAGGUACACCGCCUUUCCUCGCUCCCCCUCCCCUCCCCUCCCCUUACCGACACACCGACAUAUGCCCACCAUGUGUGUGUGUGCAUCUCUGGUGCAGGAGAAAGCGCGUCGCGUCAAUGACCGUUCGCUGGAGAUGGUGAUGCACCCACGGGACCCCUCUGAUCGAAUGGUUGGCGGCGGCAUCUACACCAUGUGCAUGGCCGACCACUACUGCUCGCCGCCGGGCUUCUGCGCCGACCAUGUGUGCAGAGACCAACUCAUACAAGUGAGUCGGGAGACAGAGAGCAUAUGUGUGUGGGAUAUGUGUGUGGGAUAUGUGUGUGGGCGUUUGUAGGACGAUCCUCGGCUGGAUGACUACAACGUCGAGCAGCGGGCGACCGAGUUCCUGAAACACGUGGAAGAGUACCACAAAGCCUUCAGGACGAGCCACUUGCUGGUGCCGAUGGGCUGUGACUUCACGUAAGUCCCCUCCCACACACACAGAUACACACACACACAUAUACACAUGGAUGCACACGUGUUGAUGUGUGUUGAGUGACCCUGCAGGCAUUCUGAUGCGGCGCUGAACUUCGCAGAGAGCGAGAAGCUCAUGAGGUACAUCAACCAGCGGUCGUCAUCUCUCGGCUAUCGGCUGAUCUACUCCACCCCGGCGCAGUACCUAGCGUCGAUCCACGACACCCACACCACCCUCCCCAUCAAAGGCACCUUUAGAUCUAGCCGCUCACACAGACACACACAGCGCCCCCACCGUGUUGUGUGUAUGUGUGUUUCACAGAGACUAAUGACGACUUCUUCCCCUACGCAGACGGCCCCCAUCGCUUCUGGACGGGCUACUUCACCACACGGCCGACAUUCAAACGUACACACACACACACACACAACUCACGCAUACGAGACAUAUGUGUGUGUGUCUGGGUGUCUGUCUUGUCAGGGUAUGUGCGGGAGUGCAGCGCAUUGCUGCAGGCGUAUGAGGGCCUUAUCGCCAGACACAUGAUCGGGUCAGUGGGACGGACACACAACACAGACACACGAAUAUCCAUACAAAUGGCGUCCGUCAAUGCAGUCAUAUCGACAGCACAACACGGUGGCCGACGCACCGCUAUAUGGACCAUUCAGCCCUGUUCGACCUGCGGGAGAGACUCGCCAUUGCGCAGCACCAUGAUGCAGGCAAGUGUACACCCACACACAUACACACACACGGAAAAGACAGAGGGAGGGAGGGAGGGAGGGAGGGACCGUGUGCGUGUGUCUGUGUGUCAAUACAGUAUCUGGCACGGCCAAGCAGCACGUGUCUGACGACUACACCAAGAGUCUCGCAGAUGCGCGGCACAGAGUGGAACAGGUGCGUGAACUGCAUUCGGAAAGAGAGAGAUGCAUGUGUGUGUGGAUGGAUGGAUGGAUUUGCAGGCGAUGGGACAAAUAUUUGCUCACCACGGCUAUGGCUACCCUGACCAACAAGUGCCGUUCGAGCCCUGCCCCUACGCCAACAUCUCUGUGUGCCACAUGACCGAGCACCUCACACCAGGUCAGGCCCACACGCACACACGCAUACACACACAAUACACAUACACACAUUGUCUGUGCAUGUGCCAUGUCUGUAUGUGUGUGUGUGCAGGCAGUAAUGCGUCGGUGGUGGUGGGUGUGUACAACCCCCUUGCAUGGACCAGACACAACGUACGUACCUUCCCUCUCCCCGGCCCAGCCCCCAUUCGCACACAACCACACAUGGACAAUUCAUUUGUGUGUUCAGGUGACGGUGUCCUUCCCUGUGCCCACGGCCAACCUCUCUGUCAGCGGCGGAUACACCUUCGCUGUGGAGGCAGCAUGGCCCUUCCCGUCAGACCAGCAGCCCACCACCAUCCCAGGACGGCAGAACUACACAUUGAAGGUCAGGCCAUCCAUCUGUCACACACAUGGAUGGACGUGUGUGUGUGUGCGUGUGUCUGUAGGUGUCGGUGCCGGACAUCCCGCCUCUUUCUUUCGUCUACUUCACCGUCAAUGUGACUAAAGAGGGCAGAAAUGAGCCAGCACCCACCAGAACAGCAGCAGCAGCAGGGAGGGUCAUGCGCGGAGGCCAGCAGCACCAGCAGCAAGGCGGCCCUCCGACCACCAUCGAAAGCGACGUCUAUCGCCUCACCUUCGACGCAAGUGAGACCCCACGCCCACGCCCACCCCCCCACCACCCCAAUACACACACAAAUGCCCAUGUAUGUAUGUGUGCAGGUGGGUCGCUGACAUCCAUCACCAACAAGCCCACCAACACCACCGUCGAUGCGCGUCACACCAUGCAGUACUACCGGUCGUUCGGCCCCGACAGCGACCAGAACAGCGGCGCCUACAUCUUCCGCCCAAACACCACCGACCGCGUGAAAUACGACGCGCCCGUCAAGGCGUUCCAAGUUCGUGUGCAUGUGUGUGUGUGUGUACGUGAUGGGUUUCCCCCACUCUCUCUGUGUGUCCGUGUGUGUGUGUGUAGGUGACGAGAAGCGGUCCCUGGGAGUGUCUGGUGCAGCUGUUAGAUGGGGCGGAGAGCGCCUCGUGUGACGAGGCCAACUGGCCCGCAUUCUUCCGGUACUGCGUGACCGACGGCAGCGACGCCAUCGAUGUCGACUGGAGUGUCGGGCCGAUCUACAUCGAUGACAAGGCACGCACACACACAAUGGAUGAAUGGCUGGCCGCACGGAUGACCAUUUCUCCCUUCCUCCCUCCCUGUGUGUGUCGAUGCAGCAAGGGAAGGAGUUCGUGUCGAUGUGGUCAUUGCCAGCCGUCAAUUCCUCCGCUGCCAUGGCCGUCGACAGCAACGGGCUGGCCAUGGUCCGCCGCACCCGCGACCAAAGACAGUCCUUCGCACUCAAUGUGACCGACACAGAGGCGGGCAACUACUACCCCAUCAACUCGGCUGCUUAUGUGGAAGACGCGAGUACCGGGGUACGUACGUUUGGAGGCAUCUUUGUGUGUGGAUGGAUGGAUGGAUGAAUGCGCGUGUGCGUGGACGUCCUUAGGUGCGGUUCACCGUGCUGGUUGACCGUGCGCAAGGUGCGGCUUCGCUGGCGGACGGGCAGAUCGAAACCAUGAUACACCGACGGUGGGUGGGGGGGCAGGCAGACACGUACGUGUGUGUGUGUGCAUCCAUUCUCUCUCUCCAUGUCUGUAUCGGUGAAUCAGGACGGUCUACGACGACAAUCGUGGUGUGGCCGAGCCCAUCAACGAGACCCACCCGAUGUACCCAACCGACGACGGCAAAGGCCUCCGCGUCAGAGGCACACACAGGGUGGUCCUCAGCACCGACACAGCCAUCCAGCGGGCACUCGAGCAGGAGAUCUACCAUGACCCUAUCGUCAUGUUCGCAUCAUCACCACCACCAGCAGCGGUCGCACAGCCUCACGUGGCAAUGAUUGAGCCGCUGCCGAGGAAUCUCCAUUUGCUGACCUUCUCGCCGGUGCCGUGGUUCGGCGGACGUGGGCGGUGCUGUGAGAGGGGGAGGGGCCGUGGAGCGGUGGUGCUGGUCAGGCUGAGGCAUCUGUACGACGUGGGUGAAGACGCUAACAUGAGUGUGCCCGUGCAGGUAUGUGCCGACAUCAACACACAACAUGGAACGCAUUCACGGCCGUCUGUGCAUUCAUUGUGUCCUCUGUCUCUUGUUUCUGGUGUGUGUAUGGUUGUCAUAGUAUGACCUUGCCGGACUCUUCCCAGGCGUCUCGCCCCAGCAGCUCUCAGCCAGGGAGACCACCGUCACGGCCAACUCCCUGCUGCACCGCGCCAUGGACAGGAGAAUGGUCUUCCCCACACAAUCUGACACAACACUGGCCGCAUUCAGCGUACAUGGUGAUGGUGAUGAAUCAACACUGCUCGUGACGAUGCUGCCCGGCGAGAUUCGCACUUGGAGCGUGCUGGUGCGGCCGAGAUACGACGAUUUGUCUUUGUUGUGUGAUUGUGAGGAGGGCGUGGGCGGCGAUGAGUGUGUGUCGUAUUGGGAUGUGCUGACAGAGGGGGGGAGAGGGGGAGAGGGAGGGGGAGGGGGGGAGCAAGGCUCAGACAGAGACCAUGUGGUGGUCGUCGAGUGAGAGAUGGUGUGGUGACUUUUUUGUGUCCCGCGAGCAAGUUUGUGCUGUUCAGCGGGCAAGGUUUUUGGUGGGCGAGUAAGUUUCUGUGUCUGUCUGUGUAUGUGUGCAUACUUGGCGUCCGUCUGCGUAUGUGCCUGUCCGUUCGUUUGUGUGUGAAGGUGUUUUCCCGUGACGCUUUAUCGUACGGAUCUGCAUAGCGAUAAGCCAAACACAUGCAGUGACUGUUGCUUGAGCGGCCCUUCGUUGUCCAC
Vitrella brassicaformis is the source of this 5445-nucleotide messenger RNA. The record is from the annotation of a GenBank genome assembly. Lineage: Eukaryota; Vitrellaceae.